Messenger RNA from Spodoptera frugiperda (fall armyworm), 1195 nucleotides. RefSeq lists its product as uncharacterized. The transcript has 3 exons. Lineage: Eukaryota; Metazoa; Arthropoda; Insecta; Lepidoptera; Noctuidae. The record is from RefSeq and is a predicted model, not a curated record. Bases 212 to 586 code for a protein of 124 amino acids.
AUAUCAAACAAGAUUUUUGUAAAUAAUGUUUUUUGUUUAUUUAGUUUUAUUGUUUAUCAAAUACAAUAAAAAAUAUACUUUGUGGAAUAAUAUUUUCUAAACAACAAGAAAAAAUCAGUGGAAAGUAAUAGCGGGUGGUAAAUAUACACCUAUGUACAGUAUACCCUCUUAUUUUAGUAGGUAAUCUAAAUUAAUUAAACGAAACGUUAAAAUGGAGAUUAAUAUAAAUAACGCAUUUAAAGAAGCAAUCAAAGUAACAUGUGGACCGUGUGUAGAAAAAUAUCGCGUUCUCACAGAAAUCAACCAAAAAAUAUGGAUACAAGUAAUUAAUUAUUUGCUGAAGAAGCCUGUGUUAUCAACAGUGUUAUUUUCAAUAUUUUUAAUUUUAUUUAGUUUUAUAUUAUCUGCUGUGUUUAUAAUCCUAUUAGGAGUAUUUAUUCUAGCUACGAUUGUUUUGCUCUUUGAAGGUUUCGUAUUCAUCGUACUUGUAACAGGAAUAAGUAUGGUUUUAGCGUCGAUUUCUCUUGUUAUAAUGAUAAUAGCUGGGGUAAAGUACAACGAAUCAAUAAUAAAUCAUUUAGAUUAGGAUUAGAUAAUAAUAUCUAAAUGACGUUAUGAUAAUUUUUCAGAUUAAUGUUUCUUUGAAACAUUCCUAUUCUGGUAUUGUAUUUCUAAUAGUAUUGUGAUUAAAAAAAUAUAAUUAUGUAAUACCUAUUUAAAGAUGAAUAUGUAAAUGCUCAUAAUAAUUGAAUUAAAUAAGUAAUAAUUUUUAAUGGUUGUAUCAAGAUUAAGAUUUGAUUUGACUGGAAGUACAAAAACUGGCGAUGAUACUACCGUCUAGUGGAAGUACCUUACUUGAGUAUAGUCUGUUUAUUUACUUGCCACGUCUAGUGUGGAAUAAAAUAUGACUUCUAUAGUAAUUGAAAUAUAUUUUACUGUAUUUUUAUUAUUUUUUCGAUAAUGUUAACAAAAUACUUAAAAUUACUUAAAUGGGUAGAUCUUAUAUUAUUAAAAAUAAAUAAGUGUGUUUUGUUUUGACAUAGAGUAGGAACUUCGGAAGUUUCAAGCUCUUACUAAUUACUUGACCAAUUCAAGGAGAAUUGUACUUUACAAAAUAAAAUAAAAAAUAUUAUAUCUUUAUAUAAGAUUUAUUAAUGUAAUUUGUCAUACGAAAUAAAUAUAAUUAUAACAAUUA